Messenger RNA from Pungitius pungitius (ninespine stickleback), 3720 nucleotides. It is a transcript of the gene piwil2, whose product is annotated as piwi-like RNA-mediated gene silencing 2. Gene Ontology annotation, biological process: regulatory ncRNA-mediated gene silencing. NCBI's taxonomy places the organism in Eukaryota, Metazoa, Chordata, Actinopteri, Perciformes, Gasterosteidae. The transcript is spliced from 24 exons. Bases 236 to 3241 code for a protein of 1001 amino acids. The record is from RefSeq and is a predicted model, not a curated record. Gene Ontology annotation, molecular function: RNA endonuclease activity; piRNA binding; protein binding. Gene Ontology annotation, cellular component: P granule.
GGCGACAAAACUUUAUUCCUCAAUGUCACGAAGAAAAACAACACAAGAUUGACAGUUCUGUAAACCAAUUCCUUGCGGGAGAAUCUACCCAAUAAGGUCGAAGGAGGGAACGUACCAUCGACGGACAGGUGAAUUCAGCAAGUGGAUUUUUUUUUUUAGCGCGGACUGGACAGCUCGUGCCAUAUAUCCUCAACCCAUUGUUCUUUCAGGUGGUUAUCCCAGACUAUCAAAUCAAAUGGAUCCAAAGAAGCCCCCCAAGCUCAGUCUGAUGGGCCUGGUCGGGCUGGGACGCGGAGAAAGACUACAUCCUCAGGAGCUGCCUGUAGGACGCAGCAGAGGGCCGCCUCUCCCUACUGAAGAUUGUGGUGUGGGACGAGCCAGAGGUUUCCUCGCUUGUGGCGAUACCCCUCUGGGACGAGGAGUAACUCUACCCCUUACCGACGCUGUAGUUGGCCGAGGCAGGGGACUGCUCCAAUCGGCCGAACCGAAGGAUGACGUGCCUUCCUUUAGUCCAAGAUCAGCACUGGUCUCAAUGUUUAGAGGAAUGGGCAUUGAACCCUCAGUUACCUCAUGGGGAAGAGGAACAGCACCAAUGGGAAGAGGAGCAGCUGGAGAUUUGGGAGAUGUAAUCCAGCAGGGAGCGCCAGUACAGGGCAUCAGCCAACCUGGAGAGGCGAUGGGCAGAGGCAGCGGUUUCCGUGGCCGAGGUUUGUCCCCUCACACGAUGGCGGGGCUUGGAAGAGCAGCAAUGCCUCACCUCGGAGUAGGAAGAGGACACGCUCUUCCUCCGGGUCGGGUCGAGUCUGUUUCUCCAGCCUCUGAGCAACCAGCAGCCCAAAACACUCAGGCUUCCCUCACAGGAACCAAGCCCCCGUUUGCCACCACUCAAGAGGCUUCUCUUUCUGCUGUUGCACCAUCAAAGAUGGAGCUGAAAAUGGAGGACGUCUGUAAGCCGCUGAAUAAGAUGGGAACAAAAGGAGCUCCUAUAACUCUUGGCUCAAACCACAUCCCAAUUCGAUGUAAGAAUGAAGCGGUUUAUCAGUACCAUGUUACCUUUGUUCCAAAUGUUGAAUCAAUGGCGAUGCGUUUUGGAAUGAUGAAAGACCACCGCUCAGCCACAGGAGAAGUAGUAGCUUUUGAUGGCUCCAUACUCUUCCUGCCCGUUAAACUGAAUGAUUUGGUUGUUCUAAACAGUUUGAGGCGGACUGACAAUGAGAAAAUAGAAAUACAAAUCCAGAUGACGAAGAUUUUGCCCCCCAACUCGGAUCUAUGCAUCCCAUUCUACAAUGUGGUGCUCAGGAGGGUAAUGAAAAUCAUUGGCCUGAAGCUUGUUGGUCGAAACCACUAUGAUCCAGAAAGUGCAAUCGUUCUUGAAAAACAUCGGCUGCAAGUGUGGCCGGGUUACUCCACCUGUAUCAAGCGCACAGAUGGAGGCCUGUACCUAAACGUGGACGUGUCUCACAAAGUCCUGAGAAAUGACUCCGUGCUGAACGUCAUGAACACGCUGUACAGACAGACCAAAGAGAACUUCAGGGAUGAAUGCACCAAAGAGCUCAUUGGCAGCAUCGUCAUCACCCGCUACAACAACCGCACCUACCGCAUUGAUGCCAUUGAAUGGGACAAAUCCCCCAAAGACACCUUCACUUUGAUGGAUGGCACAAACACCACAUUUGUGGAAUACUACAGCAAGAACUAUGGGAUUACGAUCAAAGAGAUGGACCAACCUCUGCUCAUGCAUCGGCCGAAGGAGAGAUCCAAGCCAGGAGGGAAGCAAGUCAUUACUGGAGAGAUCCUUCUAGUACCAGAGCUUUCCUUUAUGACGGGAAUCCCAGAAAGAAUGAAGAAGGACUUCAAAUCGAUGACGGAUCUGACCAUACACAUCAAUGUCAGCGCUGAGCAGAACACCCACUCCAUAAAACAGCUGCUAAAGAACAUCAGCACCAAUCCUGAGAGCACAAAGGAGCUCAGCCGAUGGGGACUGGACAUUGACUCUGAACUCGUGACGAUUGCAGGUAGAACUCUUCCCCUUGAAACCAUCUGUCUGCAGUCUACAUCAUUCACCACUGCUGCUGAUGUUUCCUGGUCCAGAGAGGUCAUUAGGGAAGCUUCAAUCAGCUCUAUCCCAUUGAACAUUUGGGCCAUUUUCUACACUCGCCGCUGUGCGGAGCAGGCUGAAGAGCUGGUUUCCACCUUUAACAAGGUGGCCGGGCCUAUCGGUAUGCGUCUGGAGCGACCCAUUCGCGUCGAGCUAAGGGACAAUCGCACCGAGACGUACGUCAAGAGCAUCCACUCUCAGGUCAACAAUGAGCCCAAUAUGCAACUUGUAGUCUGCAUCAUGGAAGGCAACAGAGACGAUCUCUACAGUGCCAUCAAGAAGCUCUGCUGUGUCAAGAGCCCCAUCCCAUCCCAGGCCAUUAACGUCAGAACAAUUUCCAAGCAACAGAAGCUAAGGAGUGUCGCCCAAAAGGUGCUCCUGCAGAUAAACAGCAAGUUAGGAGGAGAACUUUGGACUGUCAAUGUCCCUCUGAAACACUUGAUGGUGGUGGGAGUUGAUGUCCAUCAUGACACCAGCAAAGCGCAUCAGUCAGUCAUGGGCUUUGUCGCAAGUGUCAACAGCUCGCUGACUCGCUGGUACUCGAGGGUAACUUUCCAGACACCAAAUGAGGAACUGAUCAAUGGCUUCAGAGUCUGUUUACUGGCUGCACUGCAGAAGUACCACGAGGUGAACCACAAUUUGCCAGAGAAGAUUGUUGUGUAUCGGGAUGGUGUGUCAGAUGGUCAGCUGAACAUGGUGGCGCAGUACGAGAUCCCACAGUUGAUCAAAUGCUUCAAGACUUUCCCCAGCUAUGAGCCCAAGCUGGUCUUCAUUGUGGUCCAAAAGCGCAUCAGCACCACACUCGUCUCCUGGACUCCAAACAGCGUUAGAACACCUCCACCCGGAACUGUUCUGGAUCACACGCUCACGCAGAAGGACUGGGUGGACUUCUUUCUCUUGGCACACACUAGUCGUCAGGGCUGUGGACUUCCAACGCACUACGUCACUCUCUACAACACGGCAAAUCUUUCACCUGACCAUUUGCAAAGGUUGACGUUUAAGAUGUGCCACUUGUACUGGAACUGGCCGGGCACCGUUCGUGUUCCAGCGCCGUGCAAGUACGCCCACAAACUGGCCUUCCUGUCUGGCCAGUACCUGCACUCCGAGCCGGCCAUUCAGCUGUCAGACAAGCUCUUUUUUCUUUGAAAAGGAGAAGCUGUUUUAGUAGUUUAAACUACUGAGAGUGAGACUUGACAAAGUUUUCUAUACUUUUCCUAGCCAAUGUUCUUAUUAGUAAUCAGUGUUUAGUUGAUGUGCAGACUCUUCGACUCAUUUGUUUUUACAAUUCUUUACUGAUUCGUACAUGUUUACAAGUUACAAUUCCCAGAAUGCAUAUUUACAGAGCUUUCACCUCAGCAUGUUCAAAAUACUAAAAUGUAGAAUGUAAUAAUAAAGCUCAAAUAACUGGGAAACGUUUUUCUACUUUCUACUACAAUCAUAAGCACUCCUCAGUGUCUCCACCUUUUGUUCCAAAGUUAAAUCUUUUUAAAUAUAUGUAUUUUGCAGGGGGAAAAAAUACUUGGUACCUUAAUUUCUGCUAUGACAUUAAAAGGAGCCCUUUAAAAUCUAAACCUGCUUUCUAUUAAGUUUGAUGUUUGUGUGAAUUAUAGUGGUUUCCUCUUGCA